CGCAAAGCACACAAAGAAAACCCACCACUCCAAGGCAGGCCCCAUCGGUCAUCGGCCACCACGCAGCAGCUCAGUCACCCCAAGCGCAACUGCUUCUUCCCGGAACGCACCUCGUCCGGUCCGGCAGGACGGAAACCCUUCUUCCCCUCCCAUCAGUCGUCGCCGCCCCGCAAGAAUCGACGCGAAUUAGGCCACCAUCUCCUGCCCUCCAGCCUCCUCCCCCAUCUCCUCCCUAUUUCUCUCUUCCUCCCCAUCUCGCAAAAUCCGCACCAGUAGGUAGGCACACCUGGACUCCGCUCCCCCUCCCAAAACCCUAGCGGGUUCCGGCCUCCCUGGCCAAUCCGAUCGACCGCUGCCGUGCGCAUUUGUUGAUCAGUCGAGUGCGAGGGUGAGCCGUGCUGGGUUUUACGGCCCAACAACCAAACGCAAACAGGUUUCCACACCCUUUCUCUCGUGGAGUCGUGUGGCAACUGGGUGACCGCGUAAUCCAGGUCCCUAGGCCUUCGUUGGAUCCUUCGCGGUCGACGAGCGCCCACCAGUAAUGGUGUUGCCAGUCUCAACAAGACGCUAUCAGCAAUUUCCUUUAGUACGAAACAAUGGAUUUCCUAGAAUUUCUAGAGUAAAAAUGACAUGCUUGGGAACAAACCAAAGUAACCAUCAUUCUAAUACCGUCGUAUCUUUAUCGCCUAGCCAUGGAGAUACCAGAAAGAUCCACCCUGUAGUCAAAAUGUGUGGCAUCACAUCAGCUAGAGAUGCAGAAAUGGCUGUAAAGGCAGGAGCUGAGCUUAUAGGCAUGAUACUGUGGCCCAACUCUAAACGCUCUGUCUCGUUAUUGGAGGCAAAAGAAAUAUCAAGAGUUGCACAAUCUUAUGGUGCUGAAUCAGUUGGUGUCUUUGUGGAUGAUAAUGAAGAGACAAUUCUACGUAUGUCUGAUUCAUGCGACCUUAACAUUGUCCAGCUCCAUGGUGAUGAAUCUCGUGCAUUGGUUCAUACUCUUUCAAAGAAUAAUCGUAUCAUUUAUGUACUAAAUGCUGAUGACAAUGGAAAACUAAUCAACACUCCUGAUAUAGAAUAUGAACUUGAUUGGUACUUAGUGGACAGUGCAAAAGGCGGAAGUGGAAAGGGAUUCAAUUGGCAGAAGUUCCAAAUGCCAUCUGUCAAAAGCAAGAAUGGAUGGCUAUUAGCUGGAGGGCUUCAUGCAGAUAAUGUUUGUGAAGCCUUUUCUGCUCUGAAACCAAAUGGUGUUGAUGUUAGCAGCGGCAUAUGUGCUCCUGAUGGUAUCCAAAAAGAUGCAGACAGGAUUAAUUCCUUCAUAAGUAAUGUAAAAUCCAUGAAUUUCUUAUCAUAAGGUCAUUUGAUUGUCAAGAGUUUAGUUUUAUUUCACCGUGCGGAGUCCCUGAAUUACUGCAACAUGAAGAGCUGUCAAAAUUGCUCUUGCGGCUGAGGGCAAAAAAGUGACUGAAUUUUUGAAGAGUGAACAUUAUGUAUCACCAUUUAUUGCGGAGUGUACCAAACUCUUUACUGUAACCAGAAGGCAAGAUGUUGAAAUUGCGCUUGAGGCUAGGGAUUGCAUUUCUCAAUGUCAGUAUUACAUGUAUCACGGAUUGUAUUUGUUUCUACUAUAAUAACUGGAUUUUGUAUGCAUGUCCAGUCCAAAUGCAAAAAUAAAAAACAUAUUGUACCAUUGACAAAAUUCCUGCAGUAAAGGAUAUUAUCGGUUA
Molecule: messenger RNA, 1721 nt
Organism: Sorghum bicolor (sorghum)
Lineage: Eukaryota; Viridiplantae; Streptophyta; Magnoliopsida; Poales; Poaceae
Product: N-(5'-phosphoribosyl)anthranilate isomerase 1, chloroplastic
Exons: 6
Coding region: 542-1348 (268 amino acids)
Biological process (GO): L-tryptophan biosynthetic process
Molecular function (GO): phosphoribosylanthranilate isomerase activity
Source: RefSeq, a predicted model, not a curated record